Penaeus indicus is the source of this 1444-nucleotide messenger RNA. Its product is annotated as GATOR2 complex protein MIOS-like. NCBI's taxonomy places the organism in Eukaryota, Metazoa, Arthropoda, Malacostraca, Decapoda, Penaeidae. Gene Ontology annotation, biological process: cellular response to amino acid starvation; positive regulation of TORC1 signaling. Gene Ontology annotation, molecular function: protein binding. Gene Ontology annotation, cellular component: cytoplasm. The coding region runs from base 581 to 1444 and encodes 287 amino acids. The transcript has 9 exons. The record is from RefSeq and is a predicted model, not a curated record.
GGUUCAAUGGAGGGCGGGGAUCACAAAGACAAGGUUGUUAAAGCUUAGAACACGAGUGAGUCUUGUAAUAAAGGAAAAUCAGUUGAGCUUUAAAACUAUAAUUGCUGUUGCUUCGCACUUAAUCACUUAAUUCAAGUAGGCCUCUAAAUAGUGUUUAUAUUUCAAUUGCUCCUUCCCAGUUUCUAUUAAUUUGUUUAUCUCCAUUUUCUUUGCUAUGCAUUUGCCAGGCAUUAUGGACUGAUCUCCAUUGAAGGCACAAAUAUGCAGUAGUGCCAAUAAGCACUUCAAUCUAUUUUCAGAGAGCACUUGAGCAACCGGGGACCAAAUAUUAUUUUAGCGAGAAGACUUGAAACUUGCCUGCAUCACCGCCUUCCCAUAAUUCUGUAGCAAGAGAGAGAAAAUAAGGAAGAGAUGGAUCAUCGACACCUUGCAAUGAUAUUUCUACAUCAGUCCACCUUAUACAUACGACCUGUGAAUCCGCGAACGCCCCUUACGAGAACGGCGUCGCGAGUCAGCUGAUGAGCGUAAACAAUUCGAGAUACGAGAAUGUGUCGUUUUUGAGCCCUUCUACAAAUGAAGCAUGAUGAGUAGUGUGAGAGUAGAUGUCCAGUGGUCACCUGUUGCUGAAGACCAAUUUCUGACUUGGGGCUCAGAUUUACAGCUGUAUCAAGUUCAAGAAGUCUCUCCAACUGAGAUUGUUCAGCUUCCUCGAUUACGUUUAGGUCCUAAAACAGCAGCUUCACUAUUAUCCACUAAUAAUGACCUGCAGUACAUCAAAUGUGUUGCCUGGUGUCCUGGACUGGAAACAGAUCAGAGCAAUCAGCUUAUUGCAGUUGGACAGGCAAAUGGGAAAGUUGCUCUCACAAGUUUCAGUAAAGUGCCAGACCCCAGAGGCAUCAAGGGGAGAGAGUUCAUACCAAAACAUUCUCGGGCGGUGAAUUCUUUGGCAUGGAGCACACAGGAACCAAAACUCUUGUCUGCUGGCCUGGACAAAGUGCGAACCGACCACUCCGUCGUAGUAUGGGAUGUGACUCGGACAAGCCAGCCCCCAUCUUAUACCUUUGAUCAACGUAACUCGAGUGCAGGAGAAAACAUCAAACCCCUGAUUGAGUUUGGUUUAGCAGAGGCAAGUCACAGCGUUGCAUUUUCCCUCCAUGCAAGCGGCACACUUUUGACUGGAAUGAAUAAUAAGCACAUCAAAAUUUUUGAUCUGAGAGAGGGAAAAUUAAUAACCACUGUGAGCACCAAAGCUGUUUAUGGCAUAUGUACAGACCCACACAACGAGCAUCGUUUUGCAUCAUAUGUUGAAAAUCAGAAGUUUCAACAGCUAGUGAGGAUGCACACUGAUUCCUACAUACAAAUGCAUCAAUCACAGGACAGCUUUAUUACUCAAGUAGUCGUGACUGAUCUACAAGAGCCUUCAACUUAUACUAGCUUAUACUAG